AUGGCGGUUGUGUAGUGUGUGCGGUGGUGAUUGUGGUGUGAUGUUUUCAUGUAAACUGCUGGUUUAUGAGAGAACUGUUGAGGUAUUGAAGAGGAAAUGUAAUGGAUGUUGUACAGUGGUGCGCUCCGAAGGAAUAACUCCGUUGUAAAGUGGUGGAAAUGGUGAUGCUGUUCUGGCGGGAUUAUCGGGUGUCGCAGAGCAGUGAUCAACGAGCGCAGUGAUUUUUCGCAAACGAUCGAGCGACGCAGUUGCAGGCUGAAUACUACCAGCAUCGGCGGCCCCGGGUGGCUAAGAGGUGCAGUGGAGCAAAUCACAUGACCAAAGCAGCAGUUUCCAGGCGUCUCCAUACGUCGGCAUAGGGACCAGCCGCCACCUUGGGACAGCGGAUGUCAAACGCAGCGACGUCCUUCGCUGAAUCAGGUGGCGGCGGCAGGAUGGACGGGGUGCGCGCGCUGGACGUGCUGUCGCUGCUGCAGGAGCGGCUGGCCGUGCUGACGGGGGGCCGCGACCGGCGCGGCGGGCCCGUGCUCGCCUUCCCCGCCACGCCGCGGCGAGAGCGCGCCAAGCCCGACGACUACCGCCGCCUGCUCCAGUACCUGCUCGCCAUCCCCUGCGAGGAGGUGCGCGAGCAGGGCUUCACGGUGGUGAUCGACAUGCGCGGCGCCACCUGGAGCACGGUGAAGCCCAUCCUGAAGGUGCUGCAGGAGCACUUCCCCGGCUCCGUGCACCUCGCCUGCAUCAUCAAGCCCGACAACUUCUGGCAGAAGCAGCGCACGUCCCUCGCCAGCCACAAGUACAAGUUCGAGACCAACAUGAUCAGCCUGGAAGCACUGCCAAAAAUUAUUGAUACUUCUCAGUUGACAUCUGACUUGGAAGGAACGCUGCAUUACGACCAUUCGCAGUGGAUAGAUAUGAGACUGGCUUUAGAAGAUUUUAUAUGGCAAGCAGCUGACUUGCUCGAUCGCCUUGAUGAUCUCCAAGAAGACUUGAGUAGAAAUGACCUUGCAAGUGAUAUUGCAGGAGCAAAGCAUGGCAUUGACGUGCACAAUGAAAUGAAGAAGAAGAUUAUGAAAGCACCUGUAGAAGAAAUUGAUCUCAUUGGUCAGAGACUUUUGCAGAGGUUAUCUGGAGAUUCAAACAGUGGCUAUGAUUCCGGAUAUUCUGGAAGAGACAGUGAAGCCAGCUCAGUUGUAGCAAAUCCCGACCUCCAAGCCUGUGUUCCUCAAAUAUUGCAGAACUUGGAGGCAGUCCACUCUUCCCAGCAACACCUUUUACAACUGUGGCAUCACAAAAAACUGAAACUAGAUCAGUGCUUCCAGCUGAGACUAUUUGAACAGGACUGUGAAAAGAUGUUUGACUGGAUUUGUCACAACCGAGAUGUGUUCCUUAUGAAUUAUGUUGAAAUUGGCCAUUCCUACAAAGUAGCGAAAGAGCUGCAAGAAGAACAUAAUCAUUUCACUAUGAGUUCCAUGAACGUGUAUGUAAAUAUUAAUAGGAUUUUAACUGUAGCUUCCCGCCUAAUAGAAAGUAAUCACUAUGCUGCUCAACACAUUCGUACUGUGGCAAGCAGGCUUGACAGGACAUGGAAGGAGUUUGCAGCAGGCUUGGAUGAAAGAACAUCUGUUUUGGCUCUUUCUGUGUUGUUUCACCAUAAAGCUGAACAGUAUGUUGAAAAUGUAUCGAAUUGGAAUCAGGCCUGUGAAAACAUGACAAUACCAAGUGAAAUAAUAGUUUUAGAGACAGCAAUACAUCAACACCAAAGUCUCUAUGAAUCUAUGUGCCAGGCAUAUACAGAGGUUCAUAGCACUAGCAAAAAACUGCUAUAUCAGCUCGACCACCUGGUUCAGAUCUGUAACCAACCUGGAAUGGAAUCAGCUCGGAAACAUAGUACAAGAAGAAAGCAGAAGGGGCAUCCAGUUACAUCAGAUGGACAGGUAGUAUUUGAACCAGCAGGAAGGCAUACAGGUAAUCCUGCUGCUGACUAUUCUGAGGGAGCAAGUCAUGUCUUAGCAGUUAUACAUCAAAUACUAAACCACCACCGGACACUAGAACAGAAAUGGCAUGCGAAGAAAAUCAAACUUCAUCAGCGACUUGCUUUAAGACUUUUUCAAGAAGAUGUCAAACAGGUCCUUGACUGGUUGGCAAACCAUGGAGAAGUUUUCCUUCGAAAAAAUGUUGGUAUAGGACGCAACUUACAGAAAGCACGUGUUUAUCAGAAGAGCCAUGAACACUUUGAAAAUGUUGCACAGAACACGUACACGAACGCGGAGAAGCUGCUGACGGCGGCCGAGGAGCUGGCGCAGACGGGCGAGUGCAACGCGGACGAGAUCUACUCGGUGGCGCGCGAGCUCGAGAGCCACGUGACGAGCUUCGCGGCCCGCGUCGAGCAGCGGCGGCGCCGGCUCGAUCUCGCCGUCCUCUUCUACACGCACGAGAAGGAGCUGUCCGGGUGGGCGGACGAGCUUCGCGGGGAGCUGGUGGCGGAUGAGGCGGCGGACACGCUGGAGGCGGCGGAGCGGCUGCUAGAGCAGUGCCGCGACCAGCGCGCCUCCUCGCUGGACGCGUGCGCCUCCACCAUCGCGCAGGGCGAGACCCUGCUGCAGGAGCUCAGGUCGGCGGGCGUCACGCCGGAGAUGGACGCGACGGGCUCGGUGGCGGCGGUGGAGGCGGCGCUGGGCCGGCUGGGCAAGACGCGCGACGAGCUGGAGGCGCUGUGGGACGCGCGCAAGCUGCGCCUCGACCUGUGCCUGCGGCUGCGCCUGUUCGAGCGCGACGCGCUGGAGGUGUCCUCGCAGCUGGACCUCUGGUCCGACCAGCUGCAGCGCGCCGACACGUGCCGCGACGCCGCCCAGGCCGAGGCCAUGCUGCGACUGCACAACGAGAGCGUCGCGCGCAUGCAGGCCACCACCUUCGCCGUGCUCCAGCAGGGCCAGGAGCUCGCGCAGGCAUUUGAGACAUCGGGACUGUCUCUAAUGGCUGACUCGCAGUAUUCUGCACAGACACGGGUGCAGGUGCUGCUUGAAUUUCUGCAUGAAAGAGAAAUGGACCUGGAGGACCUUGCAGAGUUGCGCCGUGUCAAACUGGAGCAAUGCCUUCAGCUGUGUCAGUUUCAGGCAGAUGCUAAUCAGGUGGUUAGCUGGAUACGUAAUGGUGAAGCAAUGCUUAUGGCUAGUUUUGCCAUUCCAAGCUGCUUACAGGAUGCUGAGCAGCUGAAGAAAGAACAUGAACAGUUCCAGGUUGCCAUAGAGAAAACUCACACUUCUGCAGUACAAGUCAAACAUAGAGCAGAAGCCCUGAUAAGUGCAAACCAUUAUGAUCCUCAAAGCAUAAGAGAAAUUGCUGAAGAGGUAACCAAGAGGUGGCAGCAGCUCGUUACCUGUGCAGAAGAGAGGCACAAAUUGGUUACAGCCAGCAUAAAUUUCUAUAAGACUGCAGAGCAAGUGUGUUCAGUACUGGACAGUUUAGAAAGAGAGUACAAGCGUGACGAGGACUGGUGUGGCAGCAGUAGUGGCACAACCAGUACAUCAGAUAAAACAGACAAAGCGACUAUGGUGUCGCAGCUGAUCAACAAACAUCAAGAGCAGAAGGAAGCAUUCCUCAAAGCAUGUACACUUGCUCGCAGAACGGCUGAAACUUUUCUGAAGUACACUAGCCGAAGCCUGCAGUAUUACAAUUACCAGGGUGAAACUAGUAGUCGCAACUCAGAGAACAGGGUUAAAAACAUCUUGGAAAAACUGUUAAGCCAAGAGAACAAAGUUUUGGAGCACUGGACUCAACGUAAGAAACGGCUUGAUCAAUGCCAACAGUAUGUUUUGUUUGAAAGAUCUGCAAAACAAGCGAUUGAAUGGAUUCAUGAGACAGGAGAGUUUUAUUUGUCAACACACACAAAUGUUGGACAGAAUAAGGAAGAGACAGAAACUCUGUUGUCAGAGCAUAACGAAUUCAAAGGAACUGCUAAGGAAACAAGGGAACGUGUGAAGCUCUUGAUUCAAUUAGCAGACAGUCUUGUGGAGAAAGGCCAUGCACAUGCAAGUUCGAUAAAACAGUGGGUUGCUGCUGUUGACAAUAGGUACAAAGAUUUCAGCUCUCGCAUGGACAAAUACCGGGCUCAGUUGGAAAGCUCAUUAGGAAUCCAAGAAGAAGGAGAAAACAGGCAGGACCUAUCAAUUGAUAGGAACUCUGAUCCACUGCUGGAAACUAAGCUGAAAGACGCUGCAAAUAAAGAACUGAAAGAACUUAAUGAGGAAAAAAGAAAAUCAGCUAGAAGAAAAGAGUUUAUAAUGGCAGAACUUCUCCAGACUGAACGAACAUAUGUCAAAGACCUUGAGACUUGCAUCAAGUCUUUUUUAGAUGAAAUGAAAUCAAAUCCAUCUGUACCAGGACCCAUUCAAGGAAAAGAUGACAUAAUAUUUGGGAAUAUGGAAGAAAUAUAUGACUUCCAUAACAGUGUUUUUCUGAAAGAACUUGAAAAGUAUGAGACCAUGCCUGAAGAUGUUGGGCACUGUUUUGUUACUUGGGCCCAGAAGUUUGACAUGUAUGUUAAAUAUUGUAAGAAUAAGCCUGAGUCAAACUCGCUUCUAGUACAGCAUGGUGGCAGUUUCUUUGAAGAAAUGCAAAAAAAGCACAAAGUUGAGCAUCCUAUAGCAGCAUACCUCAUAAAACCUGUACAGAGAAUUACUAAAUACCAACUCCUGUUAAAGGACCUACAGUCUUGUUGUGAGGAGGAUCAGGGUGAAAUUAAGGAUGGCCUAGAUGUUAUGUUAAAUGUUCCCAAAAAGGCGAAUGAUGCAAUGCACCUUUCCCUCUUAGAAGGCUGUGAUAUGAGUUCAGACAAACUUGGGGAAGUUGUACUGCAAGAUACUUUCCAUGUCUGGGAUCCUAAACAAAUAAUUCGGAAAGGCCGAGAAAGACAUAUUUUUCUCUUUGAGUUAUAUUUACUCUUCAGUAAAGAAGUAAAAGAUUCCAGUGGAAAAGCAAAAUAUAUUUACAAAAACAAACUGAUGACAUCUGAACUUGGAGUAACAGAACACAUUGAAGGUGAUGAGUGUAAAUUUGCUGUGUGGACUGGAAGGGCACCAAUAUCAGAUUACAGGAUAGUACUAAAGGCCUCUUCACUUGAUGUGAAACAGACAUGGGUAAAAAAGCUCCGUGAAGUCAUUCAGGAAACCUAUUUCAGUUCAGCUUUACCUCUCAGCAUGCCAAAGAGCCCAGCAAAACUGAAGCCAGGCAGUCAACGUUCCAGCAGGGACCUGGAUGACUCGGCGUCCCUGGACGAGAGCGUGGAGAACCUGGACCGGGGAUCCCUGGCGUCCUUCGGCUCGGGCAACACCACCGAUUCCGAUAAGGCGGGCGGCGUGGAGAUGACGUGGGUGGUGGCGGACCACGUGGCCGCGGCGGGCAGCCACGAGCUGAGCGUGACCAAGGGGCAGCAGGUGGAGGUGGUGGAGGCGGCGGGCGCCGACUGGUGCCUGGUGCGGAUGCCGAGCGCGGGCGUCGACUCGCCGCCCGAGGGCCUGGUGCCGCUCGCCGUGCUCAAGCAACCGCCCGCCGCCGCCAAGACGACGUCUCCGCAGCGCAAGCCCGCCCCAGACCACGACUCUGAGCCGGGCACCAGCGACGGCAGCAGCGUCGGCCCUGCAACCACCAACUCGCCCGUCAACAAGCGGAGGGUCUUCAGCGGGAGGAAAUGGCUGCCGCCGCCGUUGCGGAAGCUGAGCCAGGGCAGCAAGGUGGACAAGUCGGCCGCCGCCCCCGCUGCCGCCUCCGCCCCCGCCGACCGGCCGCCCCUCAAGAAAACUGCCUCCGAUAAGAGGUUCAAGCUGCCAUCUGGGGAAAUGGGCAACAAGCAUGCAGUGGCACAACCGGAGGGUGAAGAGUCGAGCGCAGAAGAGCGGCUAGCACCAGCUCCCAGCUCGCGGCCACCCUUCGUGGACCAGAAUGGCGAGGAGCCAGAGGAUGAUGUAGAGCUGCCACCACCCAUGAAACCCAUCAGUGAGCCACUCGUUGUCGCAGGUGCUGCCUCUGCUGACGAGAGCCAGGGCAAGCGGUCAUCCAGCCUCUCUCUCAAGGCAUUGGAGGGAGCCACAUCUGCUGACUUGGCUGAAAUAGAGCAAAUCGUCAAAGAGCGAAUGGAGCAGCACACAGAAAAUCAAGAAAGGAACAGUCUCCUUAAUCGAGAUUCUAAAGUGUCGAGUGAAAUGGCAUCUGAUGGUGAAACAAGCACAAAUACUGCUAGUGAAGGGCAGGGGACUUGUGAAGAAGAGACAGCUGAUGAUAAAGGUGGAGGGAGCAGGGAAGGGGGUGAAGCACAAGGCAGUGCCAGUGGCACGACAGCUGCGCCAAGUGACAGUGAAAGUGUUGAGGACGCGGCAGUUGCCGCCAUACGCAAACGUGAAUACGUAAUUAGAGAAUUGGUGGAGACUGAGAGGGACUAUGUCCGUGAUCUGGAAUAUGUUACAGAGGGCUACAUGCCUCUUAUGAGGAAUCCAGACUGUGAAAUACCAAUGCCUGAGGAUCUGAGAGGAGGCAAAGACAAAAUGGUGUUUGGAAACUUGGAAGCAAUCUAUGAGUGGCACAGAGACUUCUUUUUGAAGGCUCUAGAGAAAUGCCUCAGCCAUCCAGAAGAACUUGGUCCACUCUUCAAGAGGUAUGAGAGAAAACUGCAUAUGUAUGUGGUUUACUGUCAAAACAAACCCGUUUCGGAGUACAUUGUCUCAGAAUAUGAUAUCUAUUUUGAGGAACUUCGCCAAAAGCUUGGCCAUAAACUGACAUUAGGUGACCUGCUCAUCAAACCUGUUCAGCGCAUUAUGAAGUACCAACUUUUGUUGCGAGACAUCUACAAAUACACUGAACGAGCAAAGCUUCAGAAUGAGAUUGACUCAUUACGUAUUGCACUGCAGGUGAUGCAGGUUGUUCCCAAAGCUGCAAAUGACAUGAUGGAUGUGGGCAGGCUCCAGGGUUUUGAUGGUAAAAUAACAGCACAAGGGAAACUUCUACUUCAUGGCCCAUUGGUGUGUUGUGAAGGGAAUUCAGCAUUUAACUUCAAAGGAAAGGAGUUGCAUGUCUUCUUUUUUGAACAGAAUGUAAUAUUCAGUGAAGCUGUUGGAAAGAAAACUCAGUUCUCCAAUCCAGUGUACAUUUAUAAGGCCCAUAUACAGGUGAAUAAAAUGAGCCUAGAAGAAGUUCCUGAUGAUUGUGAGCCAGGAAAGUUUAUAAUUCGAUCAACUGAUCCCAAUAAGCCCAACUUGUCAUAUGUCUGCCAACCAAUGUCUAAAGAAAGUUGUGAAGAAUGGGUGUCGACAAUUCGGAGUAUUCUGCAGACACAAAAAGACUUUCUGAAAGCACUUCAGUCACCCAUAGAUUAUCAGAGGGGUCAGGAGAAAAAGAAGGAGGUCUCUGCUCCAGAACUGAGUUCAGUUUGGGCCCCUCCAUUAAGGAAGAGCUUGUCACACCCUGCAUCAAGUACAGAAAAGGAAAAUGGAAGAGCUUAUAAGAAUUUUGAUGACUCUGCUUCUCUUCCUUGUCCCAGCACUGCAGCUUCUGCUCUUCUUGAUGCUUAUUCUGUGCCCAGCAAAGCAAUCUAUGAUAGCGAUCAAAGGAGCUUUACUUCAAGUGCAGAUGAAAGCCACUGUUCAGACAAGAGUAACAGAACUCAGAGCCCCACAAAAAUGAAGUUGAACUUUUUGGAAGGUUUUCGCAACACACUACGUUCACGGACUAAAAGUGAUGUGGCUUGCUACAGUGAGUGUGAAUGGAACAGUGUCAAGCCUUCAAGUCCAUACACAGGUUCUGGCACUGAUAAAGGCAUUGCAAGGAGGUGGUCUGAAGCAGGCACACCCAAUCUGGUUGAAGUCCCACCACCAAAUAUAAUAGCACCUGGAACCGUUGUACGAGUAGCAGUUGAUUUUCCAGCAGUACACAGCGAUGAACUUACUACAUAUCGUGGUGAGCAUGUGCAAGUAGUGACAUAUAAUGCAGAACGUAAUAGCUAUAUGGUGCGCCGUAGAUCAGAAUCUUCAGCACCAGAAGAUGGGUGGGUGCCUGCACACAUACUUAUGAGAACUGUUUCACGGAAACCAUGGUCAUUCCGUUUUCGAAAACCUGGUUUUAGCACUGGAGGCCGAAGAGGAGAGCGGCGUUCUUUUGAUGGGAGCUUAGGACCAUCUCCAUCUUCAUCAGGCAGGGUAUCGCCUGAUUCUCUUAUACCUGAAUAUCCUGUAGCACCACCAGAAUUCAUUGAGAAGCUACACUGUGUGAACAUUCACUGUGGUAUGCGUGUGGAACUACGAUGCCGCCUUUGUACUCCAGCUGGCAUUGGUGACUUCAGCGAUGUGAAUAUCGUGUGGCGGAGGAGUUCCAAUGUUCAAAGACUCAAUCCUCAUGAUCCAGGGGGUUCAAGUAUUCUUCGAACAGGAGGAAGACUUAGUAUCAGUCUUACGGAAGAUGGGACUGCACAGUUAGUUAUUGAGAACUGUCAACCAUCUGAUGCUGGUGAAUACUCCUGCACUGCUUCUAAUGAGGCUGGAAGUGUUACAACAUCUGCUUCUCUCUGUAUAUCAGGUACAGGUUUGACAUCUACUAUGCAGCCAAGAGUACAAGUUGUCACUGGCACAAGUGUGCUGCUCCAGUGGGAAGGUGACAGCAGCAGUUACUACCAAGUGGAAUGCUACAGGCACUGCUUAGGAGAUGACUGGUUGCCAGUUGGAGGUCCCAUUAGAGGAUUAACUCACGUUGUAGAUGGACUUACACCAGGAGAGACGUAUACAUUCAGAGUGCUCUCCACUGGCCAUGGAAUGGGCACGCCUGUUGCUAGUAUGCCAUCCUCUCCUAUUAUAAUACCACCACCUGAUACAGGUCAUUGGCAGCAAGAGCAGUUCCGAAGACGUUACUCUGAACUGGAAGAAAUUGGUUAUGGUCGAUUUUCAGUAGUGCGCAAAGCAAGAGAUCGUGGUACUUCACAAGAAGUUGCUGUGAAGCAAGUUUAUUGCAAAAGACAAUCACGUGAAGUAACACAGGCAGAAUACGCAUUACUGGCGAGACUACAGCAUUCCAAUAUUGUGAGAGCUCUUGCAUUAUUUGAAAAUGCUCCUCAGCCUGGAAUUGAUUCAAUAGUGAUGGAACUUGUAAAUGGUCCAUCACUGUUUUCGUACCUGUGCAAACAAGUAGUGUAUGAUGAAGAGACAGUCAGCCACUACAUGCAACAGUUGGUGUCUGCUCUAGCAACGCUGCACCAACAAAACAUAUCUCAUCUUGAUCUGAAGCCAGAAAAUGUGCUUGUAGACUUGUCUACUACCAAACCAGUCUUGAAGCUGAUAGAUUUUGGUGAUUCAGUAAGCACAAGAGGUUCUGAAGUGCUGCCUCCAUCAAAUUUGGAAUUUGCUGCACCUGAAAUGGUUCUGGGGAAACCAGUCUGUUGCCAGACAGACAUGUGGAGUGUUGGAGUGUUUCUAUACGUUUUCCUGAGUGGGCUGUCUCCAUUUCUGGAUGAUUCCAUGGAAGAGACCACUUCAAACAUACUGAAGUGUGAUUACUGUUUUCCUGAUGAAUAUUUUGCUGAAAUUACUAAUGAUGGGAAGGACCUAAUUUGCCGCCUUCUUGUCUUAACUCCAGCUCAGCGGGCCAAGCCAGCUGAAUUCUUGUCGUCUCCAUGGUUCAAGGAUGUUCAAAAGAUAUGCUCCAUUCCAACAGCCAGGCUUGCUUCCUUUAUGGAACGGAGGCAGUCCCUAGCUCGACCCAUCCAUCCUGUCCACGCUGUCUCUCAACAGCAGCCUAUGCCUGAGUGAAGAAAGUUAACUGUUUCUACAUGCUGCAUCUUGAUUGUGGCUCUGUUACCAAUAUGAACCUAUAUUUUUGUGCCUUGCAUUGUGACCAAAGUACAGUAUAUUUCACUGUGUAUCUUGCUCAUGAGAAAAAGACAUUUUCAAUUGUUUGCUAGUGGAAGUGCACACUGUAUUGUUAUGUGAAACUGACAAUACUGUUGAUUAAAACAAAAGAGAUGGGAUAAAGUACCAAUUAGAUCUCAUUUAACUCAUUUAUUUAUUGAAAAGACUUUUAUAUGUAGGCUAUGUCUCCCCUGUCUAAAACUUUGUAUUUUAUCCAUUUAACAAUCAAAGCAUUUGUAAGAUCAGUCAUGAAUGCAGUGUGAAUAAUUUUAGUCAUUACUUUAAGCCUAACUUACCUGCAUCAUUUCACACUGCAUGCAAAUCGUCUGUAAAUAGAUUUUAAAAAGUCACGAUAUACGCUUUUUGCUUCAUUGUUAACAUAAGUGACAUACUUUUGUUAAAUAGAGUAUAUUUUAAUUAAUAUAAUUAUGUGCAGCAUUUAUAAAGAAUGAUGACAAUAACAGUUACUGUAACUAAUGACUAUAUAUUGUAAAUUCUAAAAUUAUUUUUGAUAGUUGAUAUUACAAUAUGCACCAAUUGUACAGAUGAACCUUUAUAUAUUUUAUGGAAAAGUAUCUCUUUUUCUGCAGAUAUAGCAGAAGGAGUCAACAUGCCAUUAGCUGCCAUGUAUUUGAGACUGCAUGAUAAAAAGAAAAAUAUAAAGCAAAACUUAACUGA
Molecule: messenger RNA, 10559 nt
Organism: Schistocerca cancellata (South American locust)
Lineage: Eukaryota; Metazoa; Arthropoda; Insecta; Orthoptera; Acrididae
Gene: trio
Product: kalirin
Exons: 50
Coding region: 387-9782 (3131 amino acids)
Biological process (GO): axon guidance; intracellular signal transduction; protein phosphorylation
Cellular component (GO): cytoplasm
Molecular function (GO): protein binding; ATP binding; protein kinase activity
Source: RefSeq, a predicted model, not a curated record